ACUACCACUCACCACUUUUAUUGUUCUUUCUCUCUCUUCAUUUUUUUUUUCUUCUCUGCAACUCAAACUCUUUGGCUUAAAGAAGACGAAACAAUCUCUCUCUUACUUACAGAGUGAGAUAACGAAAAAUAUACAUACGCAUAUAUAUAUUUCAUUUUGGGUACUGAGUCGCUGACUCGUCGACUCGCCAACUCGCUGGGUUGCUUCGAACCUUCAUGGCCUCGUCGUCCCGAGCAAGAAGCAGCUCACCAUUCUCGCACCGCAAGCAGUCAAGUCCUUACUCUUCGACUUCUUCGUCUUCUUCGUUCGUCAACGGUCGUAUUAUACCUCGCUCUUGUUCUACCUCGGCUUCUUCUUACUUCAACUCCGGUAGUGGUGGACUCGGUUCCCGAUCCAUGACGUCCAGUCAUGGCCGCUCCGAUUCUGUGUACGGUGGUCCGCGAGGUUAUGGUAGUCGCACUCCCGUGGGAUUCCCCUCUGAAGAGCUGCUUACUGAGCCUCUCGAUGCGCCGAGGGCUGGAGGGGAUAGUAUAUCGGUGACGAUUCGGUUUCGGCCUUUGAGUGAGAGAGAGUUUCAGAAAGGGGACGAAAUUGCUUGGUAUGCAGACGGAGAUAAGAUUGUGAGAAAUGAAUUUAAUCCUGCUACAGCUUAUGCAUUUGAUAAAGUCUUUGGACCACAUACGAAUUCGCAAGAUGUAUAUGAGGUAGCGGCUAAACCUGUAGUGAAGGCUGCCAUGGAGGGUGUAAAUGGAACAGUUUUUGCUUAUGGUGUGACAAGUAGUGGGAAGACGCACACCAUGCAUGGAGAUCAAAAUGCUCCAGGCGUUAUACCAUUGGCCAUAAAGGAUGUGUUCAGUAUUAUUCAAGAUACUCCAGGAAGAGAGUUUUUACUUCGGGUGUCAUAUCUUGAAAUUUAUAAUGAGGUGAUCAAUGACUUGCUUGACCCAACAGGACAAAAUUUACGUGUUAGAGAAGAUGCACAGGGUACCUAUGUUGAAGGUAUCAAGGAAGAGGUGGUUCUGUCGCCUGGGCAUGCACUUUCUUUUAUUGCUGCCGGAGAAGAGCACCGUCAUGUUGGAUCAAACAAUUUCAAUUUGUUGAGUAGCCGAAGUCACACCAUUUUCACACUGAUGAUUGAGAGUAGUGAUCAUGGUGACGAGUAUGAUGGAGUCAUUUUUUCUCAACUUAAUUUAAUCGAUUUAGCUGGAUCUGAAAGCUCAAAAACUGAAACCACUGGACUACGAAGAAAAGAGGGAUCCUACAUUAACAAAAGUCUUUUAACUCUUGGAACAGUCAUAGGAAAAUUGAGUGAAGGGAAGGCAUCUCAUGUUCCAUACCGAGAUUCUAAGCUUACCCGUCUACUACAAUCUUCAUUAGGUGGCCAUGGUCAUGUAUCGCUUAUAUGUACUGUUACUCCGGCUUCAAGUAACAUGGAGGAAACUCAUAACACAUUGAAAUUUGCAAGCAGAGCAAAGCGAGUAGAAAUCUAUGCAUCUCGUAAUAAGAUUAUUGAUGAGAAAUCAUUAAUUAAAAAGUAUCAAAGAGAAAUUUCAACUCUUAAAGAAGAGCUUGAUCAGCUUAGGAGUGGUGUGAUUGUUGGUGUCAGUCACGAGGAAAUUUUGAGCUUACGACAACAGCUGGAAGAAGGUCAAGUCAAAAUGCAAUCAAGGCUAGAGGAAGAAGAAGAAGCCAAGGCUGCUCUCAUGAGUAGAAUCCAAAGGCUAACCAAGCUUAUCCUAGUUUCCUCUAAAAAUACAAUUCCCGGUUGUCUGCCUGAGAUUAUCAGUCAUCAACGUAGUCUCUCUGUUGGUGAGGAUGAUAAAUUGGAUGUAAUGCGCGAGGGUUCUUUGCUUGGAGAGGGUGAGAGCCAGAGAGACUCCCAAAUUUUGGCCUCAGAUUCAUCUUAUGAGUUCAGGCAUAAAAGAUCUUCCAGCAGGUGGAAUGAAGAACUCUCACCGGCUAGUAGUAUCAUUACUGAAUCAACUCAAGCCGGAGAACUUAUCAGUGGUUCAAAAUUCUCUUCGGGAGGGAUCACAAUGUCAGAUCAGAUUGACCUUCUUGUUGAACAAGUUAAGAUGCUUGCUGGAGAAAUUGCAUUUGGCACCAGCACCUUAAAGCGCUUAGUGGAGCAAUCUGUGAAUCACCCUGAGAGCUCGAAAGCCCAGAUUCAGGACUUGGAACGUGAAAUCCAAGAAAAAAGAAGGCAAAUGAGGGUUUUAGAGCAACGCAUUGUUGAAAGUGGUGAGGCUUCUGUUGCUAAUGCAUCAAUGGUUGACAUGCAACAGACAGUAAAGAGAUUAAUGACCCAGUGUAAUGAGAAGGGGUUUGAAUUGGAGAUAAAAACAGCAGACAACCGUAUUCUCCAGGAGCAGCUGCAGAAUAAAUGUUCUGAGGUCAAAGACUUACAAGAAAAAGUAAACAUGCUAGAGCAGCGUUUGGCUUCAUUUACCGGUGAUAAAUCAUCAGCUUCUUCCGAAAAGUAUUACUCUGAAGAGUAUGCUGAUGAAUUGAAGAAGAAAGUGCAGUCUCAGGAGAUUGAGAAUGAAAAGCUAAAGCUGGAACAUGUUCAGCUCUCAGAGGAGAACAGUGGAUUGCGUGUUCAGAAUCAAAAGCUGGCUGAAGAAGCUUCCUAUGCUAAAGAGCUGGCCUCUGCUGCUGCAGUCGAGUUGAAGAAUUUGGCUGGUGAAGUGACGAAGCAAUCAUUGCAGAAUGCAAAGUUAGAAAAAGAAUUGCUGGCAGCUCGGGAGCUAGCAAAUUCUAGAAGUGCUGUUUUGCAUAAUGUUAACGGUGUUAAUCGCAAAUACAGUGAUGGAAAUAGACCGGGAAGGAAAGUGAGAGCCUCUAGUCGUGCCAAUGAUUUUUCUAGCAUGGGGGGUGAUGAGUCAUGGAAUCUUGAUGCAGAGGAUUUGAAGUUGGAACUCCAAGCAAGAAAACAACGUGAGGCUGCUCUUGAGGCUGCCCUUGCUGAAAAGGAAUUCAUCGAGGAAGAGUAUAGGAAAACAGUUGAAGAGGCAAAGAGAAGGGAGGAAGCCUUGGAAAAUGAUUUAGCAAACAUGUGGGUGCUUGUGGCAAAGUUGAAAAAAGAGGGUGGAGCUGUCCACGAGAUCAAUGGCGAUGAGAGGCAGAGUGAUCCUUUAGAAACUAUUAAUGGCGGGAAAACAAAUGACUUCGAUGUAGCUACUGCCCCUAAAGAGAGACAAAUUGUGGAAGUUGCUACUAAGCCAGCUGAUGAAGUUCCCAAGGAAGAACCCCUUGUCGCUCGCCUCAAGGCUCGAAUGCAAGAGAUGAAGGAAAAGGAGAUGAAACAAAUGGGGAAUGGAGAUGCCAAUUCUCACAUGUGUAAAGUAUGUUUCGAAUCCCCGACCGCUGCAAUUCUCUUGCCGUGCCGCCAUUUUUGUUUGUGUAAAUCUUGUUCAUUAGCUUGUUCAGAGUGUCCUAUCUGUCGAACUAAGAUUUCAGAUAGGCUUUUCGCAUUUCCAUCUUGACUGACGCUGCAGUUACCCCCUUCCAACUAAGGGAAGAAUGUUAUCGUCACUCACCUGUUUUAAAAUUUUCCGUGCAAUUGCGGUGCAAGUUAAAUUCUUUUAUUAGUUUGCAUGUAUGUAAACUGUCUAAAAGGUAUAUCGAUAUUUUGUUUUUCUUUUCCCUAGGGGAGGCUGUAAAAUAAGAAAUUUUUAAAGAAAGAAAAAAGAAAAGAAAAGAGAAGAGGAGUUAUCAGAUCUAAAAACUAUGCAGAAUGUUGCUUUGUUUUUCAAGAUGCAGCAGAAUGUGUGAUUGGUCUUUGUAUAGAAACAAAUGUGCUUUUAUUAUUAAAGAAACAAAUAUAUAUAUAUAUAU
This is a messenger RNA of Humulus lupulus (European hop), 3837 nucleotides long. Its product is annotated as kinesin-like protein KIN-7D, mitochondrial. Gene Ontology annotation, molecular function: microtubule motor activity; ATP binding; microtubule binding. Gene Ontology annotation, biological process: microtubule-based movement. The record is from RefSeq and is a predicted model, not a curated record. NCBI's taxonomy places the organism in Eukaryota, Viridiplantae, Streptophyta, Magnoliopsida, Rosales, Cannabaceae. Bases 216 to 3485 code for a protein of 1089 amino acids. The transcript has 26 exons.